Camelus dromedarius (Arabian camel) is the source of this 2347-nucleotide messenger RNA. RefSeq names its product EEF1A lysine methyltransferase 3 (gene EEF1AKMT3). Gene Ontology annotation, cellular component: cytoplasm; cytosol. The transcript is spliced from 3 exons. The record is from RefSeq and is a predicted model, not a curated record. The coding region runs from base 135 to 815 and encodes 226 amino acids. Gene Ontology annotation, biological process: peptidyl-lysine methylation. Gene Ontology annotation, molecular function: protein-lysine N-methyltransferase activity. Lineage: Eukaryota; Metazoa; Chordata; Mammalia; Artiodactyla; Camelidae.
AGGAGGGCAAACUCGGAGAGGCGGGGCUCGGUGCCACGGGGCAGUAGAGACGGCCCGCGGUCCCCCAGCCCCCCACCCCGCAGCGAUCCGGGAUCCGAGCGCUGGCCCUGGCGUUCGGGCACUUUCUCGGCCAGAUGGCAGACCCCCGCCCAGAUCCUGAAUCAGAGCUCCAGUCUGUGUUCCCGCGGGAGGUCGGGCUCUUUGCCGACUCUUACUCGGAGAAGAGCCGGUUCUGCUUCUGUGGGCACGAGCUGAGUAUCACGGAGAACUUCGGGUCCUGCCUCGGGGUGGCAGGGCGCGUGUGGGACGCGGCUCUGAGCUUGUGCAACUAUUUCGAGAGACAAAAUGUGGAUUUCCGAGGCAAGAAAGUGAUCGAACUGGGCGCGGGCACGGGCAUCGCGGGUAUCUUGGCAGCGCUGCAGGGGGGGGAUGUUACCAUCACUGACCUGCCCCAGGCCCUAGAACAGAUCCAGGGCAACGUCCAGGCCAAUGUGCCAGCUGGAGGCCGGGCCCAGGUCCGCGCCUUGUCCUGGGGGAUUGACCAGCAUAUGUUCCCUGGAGACUAUGACCUGGUGCUGGGGGCUGAUAUCGUGUAUCUGGAGUCCACCUUCCCGCUGCUGCUGGGGACCCUCCAACACCUGUGCGGGCCCCACGGUACCAUCUAUCUGGCUUCCAAGAUGAGAGAGGAACACGGGACAGAGAGCUUCUUUCAGCACCUCCUGCCCCAGCAUUUCCAACUGGAGCUGGUCCAGCGGGAUGAGGAUGAGAAUGUCAACAUCUAUAGGGCCAGGCACAGGGAACCAAGGCCUGCCUGACGUCACCCUUCCAUUCCUCUGAACCCCUUCUUCUAAUGAAGGAACUGCCGUAUCUCCAAAGCCAUAAACAUAAGGAUCAAAAAGGAUGGAUUUCCCUUGCCUCAGUCUUUUCUCCUGCCCUCUUUGUUUCUCAAGAUACUCUUAGGCAGGUGCAGAGAGGAGCUGCUUGCUAGGAAUACGAGAGCCCUAGCUGUACUGGCUUAGAGUGCAGAGGAAGUUCCCAGUUCCUGUUCUCAGCGGAGGAAGGUGAGAUGAUAGCCAAGACUUUAAGGGGGGAAGGUAAAUGGGAUGUGAGAGCAGUGGCUGCAGAAAGAUGGUCACAGUCCCUUCUAGUUCUGCUAUUGUCUUUUUAUACAGAAUGGAUUUUUUCCCCCCAGAUUGUACUGGACUUUUUUUUUUUAAAGGGAAAGAAAUGAGCAUUAAAGAUCCCUUCUGCAUCCGAAGAACUCAGGCUUUUGCUGGGUGGCUGAAGCAAGAAACCUCAAGCCGCCAACCUCUUGCUCCUAGAGGUAGACUCUGGUGGGACCAUGCUCUAACUGGGUCAAGUCCUCCCAGCCCUGAAGUUGGGGAUAGACAGCAGAGCUGUCCUUUGAACAGUAGCUCCAUCAUCUUUUUUUGGAGUUGGAGCCCUGAUCACUAAGUACCAGGUUCUCCUCUUUGAUUUUUCUUUAAGUUUCCAAGCUCCACCAGUCCUUCCUUCCUAAUGUGUUUUGCCUUCACCUCUUUUCUCCUCCCACUGUGGGACCUCUGGAUAGGGCUCUCUUUACCUGCUCCUGAGCCACACAUCACCUCCUCUGGCCUCCUGGCCUCCAUUCACUACCCUUCAAACCAUUUUAUAAAUUCUUGUGAUCUUCCAAAAUCAGCUCUGAUUAGUUUCUGCUGCUGCCAAGAGAAGCAAGAAUAAGCUCUCCUGCUUAGUACUCAGUCUAUCCCAUGUGAUCCCAAAUUACCCUUCGACUUCAUUUCCUACUGGUUUCCUACAUGUAUUGCAACCUCUGGCCAAAUUACAAAAGGUCUACUCUUUGUUCCCUAAAUCCAGACCAAAAUUCCCUGACUUCUUCCUUCAUUCUUUUUGGUGAUUCCCUGCCUGGAAGUGCAAUUUCUACCUGUCAAAAUCUUUAUUACUCUUAGCCUCUUUCCUGAAAAAAAGCUUUUCCUGAGCCUCCUGUUUGAAUAUGAUUUCUUUCUCCCUUGAGAUCCUUUAACUGUUCAUCUUGUGGGACUUGCCUUGUGUGAUCAUGUGCCUGCUCCCUAUUUUCUCACCAUUAGAUGACCUUGGAGGAUAGGGCUACGGUUUACUUCUCUCUCAUUCUCUGAAGCCUAGCACAGUUCCUGGCACACAAUUGGUGUUCAACAAAUAUUUCUGUUCAUUCAACAAAUAUUUGCUUGGUUUGUUGGAGGGACUCCCCCAGCCUUUCUAGGUGAGCUUGGCCAAACUUCUGAACCCACCCUCCUACCUCACAAGUUUUUCGUGAGUCAUAAAUGGAUAAUGAAUACGAAAGCGCAUUAGAAAUAAACAUAAAGUGUUACCA